Labeo rohita (rohu) is the source of this 1463-nucleotide messenger RNA. RefSeq names its product NLR family CARD domain-containing protein 3-like. The record is from RefSeq and is a predicted model, not a curated record. Gene Ontology annotation, molecular function: protein binding. Bases 15 to 1406 code for a protein of 463 amino acids. Lineage: Eukaryota; Metazoa; Chordata; Actinopteri; Cypriniformes; Cyprinidae. The transcript is spliced from 3 exons.
AAUUCAGGGAUUCAAUGAGUCUCAGAAGAAGGAAUAUUUCAGGAAGAGAAUCAGUGACCAGCAUCAAGCCAGCAGAAUCAUCUCACACAACAAGAAGCCUCCACAUCAUGUGCCACAUCUCUGUCUUCUGCUGGAUCUCAUCCACUGUGCUUCAGAAGCUCCUGAAAGAAGAUCUGAGUGCAGAAAUCCCUCAAACUCUGACUGAAAUGUACAUCCACUUCCUGCUGAUUCAGAUCAACAUGAGGAAUCAGAAGUAUGAAGAGAGAGAUCCAGAGAAACUCCUGCAGUCCAACAGAGAAGUGAUUGUGAAACUUGCUGAAGUGGCUUUCAAACAGCUGAUGAAGGGCAGUGUGAUGUUCUAUGAGGAGGACCUGAUUGAGAGCGGCAUAGACGUCACUGAUGCCUCAGUGUAUUCUGGGAUUUGCACUGAGAUCUUUAAGGAGGAAUCUGUGAUUCAUCAGAGGAAAGUCUACAGCUUCAUUCAUCUGAGUGUUCAGGAGUUUCUCUCUGCUUUCUAUGUGUUUUAUUAUUAUGUAAUGAUACAUAUUGACAAAUUACAGUUUUUUGAUGUAGUGCAUAAUCUGCAUAGAGAAAUAAUCAAUAAAGCCCUUAAGAGUGAGAAUGGACAUCUGGAUCUGUUCCUGCGGUUCCUGCUGGGCGUCUCACUGGAGUCCAAUCAGAGACUCUUACAGGAUCUACUGACACACACAGAGAACAGCUCAGAGAGCAUCAGGAGAACCACACAGUACAUUAAAGACAAGAUCAAAGAUGGACAUGAACUCUCCACUGAAAGAUCCAUCAAUCUGUUCCUCUGUCUGCUGGAAGUGAAAGAUCAGACUCUGUCCAGAGAGAUUCAGGAGUCUGUGAAAUCAGACAAACACUCAGAUAAAAAACUCUCUCCGUCUCAGUGCUCAUCAAUUGCCUACAUGCUUCAGAUGUCAGAGGAGGUGCUGGAUGAGCUGGACCUCAUGAAAUACAACACAUCAGAUGAGGAGAGAAGAAGACUGAUACCAGCUGUGAUCAAUUGCAGAAAAGCUCUUCUUGCUGGUUGUAAUCUCACUGCUCAGGAUUGUGAAACUGUAUCAUCAGCUCUUCAGUCCUCAAACUCUGUUCUGAGAGAGCUGGAUCUGAGUAACAGUGACUUGCAGGAUUCAGGACUGAAGCUGCUCUCAGAUGGACUAAAGAGUCCAAAUUGUCAGCUGGAGAUACUGAGAUUGUCUGGCUGUAUGGUGACAGGGGAAGGCUGUGGUUAUUUGUCUUCAGCUCUGAGUUCAAACCCCUCACACCUGAGAGAGCUGGAUCUGAGCUACAAUCACCCAGGACAAUCAGGAGUCCAGCUGCUCAAACACAAACUGGACGAUCCGAACUAUAAACUGAAGAUACUCAAGUAUGUACAGCUGAUAUGAUUAAUUUAUGUGUCUGUAUGUGAUGGGGAUCACCUAAGAUCUUGUAAGAAAUUUCUU